Molecule: messenger RNA, 1950 nt
Organism: Mya arenaria
Lineage: Eukaryota; Metazoa; Mollusca; Bivalvia; Myida; Myidae
Exons: 6
Coding region: 1-1950 (649 amino acids)
Biological process (GO): negative regulation of BMP signaling pathway
Cellular component (GO): AMPA glutamate receptor complex
Molecular function (GO): protein binding
Source: RefSeq, a predicted model, not a curated record
AUGCAAUGGCAACACAUUCUUAAGAGUCGCUUUGUGGAACAUUCCCACAUCACAAACCGUUCCCUGAUUAUUAAGGCUAAUGAUGAUUCUGCUGCUGGUGGUGCUGCUAAUGCUGCUGUGACUGCUGCUAAUGCUGAUGGUGGUGGUGGUGGUGCUGCUACUGCUGCUGGUGCUGAUGAUGAUGAUGAUUACUUUAUGACGAGAAACCUGUUUCGCCUGUUGUUGUUGUUCCUGCUGUUCGUCUGUAUCGUGAGUCUCGUGGAGGCGAAAAAGAGUAAAGGCGGAGGAUCCAAGAAGUCUAACAAGUCCGGGAAAGGCCUGUUCAAAUCCGGGAAGGGGAAAUCCAAGAGCAAAUCGGACAAGUCCGGCAAGGGCGGACCAAUUAUUGACCUAAUAAAGGACAAAGUUGCCAAAGAGAAAUCCAAGAGUCGCGGACCAGUUAUUGACCUAAUUAAAGACAAAGGUGGCAAGAGCAAAGGUUCGAUUAUUGAUGUAUUCAAGGGCAAACCUGGCAAAUCCAAGUCAAAAGAUAAGUCAAAAGAUAAGUCUUCGAAGAAAUCAAGCAAACACCCGAAAUCGCUCAAACCACCCUUAAAAUCAUUGAAGAGCAAACCGAAAUCGAAAAAAAGCUCUAAAUCCAGGAAAUCACUUCAUAGUAAAGGAAAAUCAAGUAAGUCCAACUUAAAAUCUUUCAAAAGCAAACUGCAUUCAAAAAAAUCGAAGAAAUCCAGCAAAAAGUCCGACAUCGAAGAAAAGAGCAGUAAAAGCAGCGAUGACAGGACAUCUGAGACGGGGCCACAGCCGACCAAGCGUCCGCCGGUGACCAAGAAACCGGAAACAACCAAGCGUCCGCCAGUCACCAAGAAACCGGAAACAACCAAGCGUCCACCAGUUACCAAAAUACCUGAAACAACCAAGCGUCCGCCAGUGACCAAGCAACCGGAAACAACCAAGCGUCCGCCAGUGACCAAGAAACCGGAAACUACCAAGCGUCCGCCAAUAACCAAACAACCGGAAACGACAAAACGUCCGCCAGUAACCAAUAGACCGGAAACUACCAAGCGUCCUCAAGUGACAAAACAACCGGAAACGCCAACACGUCCACCGGUAACCAAUAAACAGGAAACAACCAAGCGUCCACCGGUAACUGAUCGACCGGAAACAACAUUCGUUCCGACGGUGACCGACGGGCCAGAACGGACGGACCUUCCACCGUCGACCGAGGGGCCAGGCACUACGUAUAUACUGACGGAACCGCCGAUGGCGACGGAGGAUCCGGACGACGAGGUGACAACGACGGAGACCGUAUCCGUUAGCUCGACGGACGGCUGCAAAGUGGGGAAUGCCACCUAUGAUAUCGGCACGUUCCCGCACCCCUCGGAGAAGUGCCACGUUUGCCGAUGUCACGUUACUGGUGACGUCACGUGUGAGAGACGUAGGUGUCCGCGACCGCCCUGUGGUGUGGGACGCCAAAAACCCUCUAGUGACGGAUGCUGCUUGGAGUGCGAGAGCGCGUGUAAGGCGGUCAGGUGCCCAACGAUCGCGUGCUCCAGUCGCCUUUGGCUGUUCGACGAGAACUCGUGCUGUCCAAAGUGCGGCUGUCGGUACAAGGGUGACCUCGUCCCAAUGGGUCCGGUGGGUCUGCGGUGUGACGGGUGCACGUGUGAUGGGAGCGGUGUCACGUGUUCACCGGCCCCCUGUCCGGCCACGCCGCUCCAGUGUGUAGACCCAGUCAGGGACGAGAACUCCUGUCAGUACUACUGCCCCAAAGGAAAGACAUGUUCCGUGGGCGAUUACAUUAUUAAGUACGGGGAGAUUGCCCGACUGGAGGACCAGUAUUGUGCAUGCGUGGGUGACUGGUUUCCGGUAGCGUUCUGCGCUAAAGUGAAGCUACCGUGCAACAUUCACGACCUGCAGGAAACCAUGUGCGUCUCCGAGCCUGAAAUGUAG